AAGUUAAAAGACGAGGAGUGUGAGAGGCUUUCUAAAGUCAGGGACCAACUGGGCCAGGAACUGGAGGAGCUCACUGCUAGCCUGUUUGAGGAAGCUCACAAGAUGGUGCGUGAGGCCAACAUCAAACAGUCGACGGCUGAGAAGCAGCUGAAGGAAGCUCUGAACAAGAUUGAUGUGCUCCAGGCGGAGGUGUCUGCCCUGAAGACCUUGGUCCUGUCCACGUCCCCCACCUCCCCCUGUCACGACCUUCCUGGGGGCUCCAAGGCCCCCUUCAAGAAGGGCCACGGCCGCAACAAGAGUACCAGCAGCGCCAUGCUGGGCAGCGGGCAGGAGCAGAGCGCCACACAGCCCAUCGUACGAGACUGCAGAGAGCUGGACAGUCUCCUGUUUAGUGAGUUUAAGUUGUGGAAGGAGGAGCCCAGUCUGGAGAGGAACAGCUCCUUCCUGGAGAGAGUCUACAGAGAGGACAUCUACCCCUGUCUCACCUUCUCCAAGAGUGAGCUGGGGUCGGCCAUCUUGGAGGCAGUGGAGAGGAACACGCUCAGUGUGGAGCCGGUGGGCUUCCAGACGCUACCUGUCGUCAAGGCCUCUGCUGUGGAGUGUGGAGGACCAAAAAAGUGUGCCCUUAGUGGCCAGACCAAAACCUGCAAGCACAGAAUCAAGUUUGGUGAUUCCAGCAACUAUUACUACGUGUCUCCUUUCUGUCGUUAUCGGAUCACGUCAGUUUGUAACUUCUUCACCUACAUCCGCUACAUCCACCAAGGGCUGGUCAAGCUGCAGGACGCAGAACAGAUGUUCUGGGAAGUGAUGCAGUUGAGGAAAGAGAUGAGUUUUGCUAAGCUGGGCUACUACAAGGAGGAACUGUGACCAACCAAUCACAAUCCAGAACAGAGGGAGGCGUGUCUGAAUCUCAACCUAUCAUCAGAUGCACUCCGGUAACGGACAGGAUAGCUCUCCAAUCAUCCUACCCUCCUGGUUCUCAGAAGGAAGAAGGACUGCCCCCAACGCUCCUCAUCGCCACCCCCUUCCAAUCUCUCAUCCAAUCACGUGUCAUUUCAGGAGACUCCUCCCAUCCUCUGUCUUCAAUACCUACAAGCAUAUGACUUAGAAUGCAUGCCCCUUACACCCUGACUGAUCUACCAAUAACAGUGAGUAGUUAUUCAGGAUGUAAGGGGAUUGGUAGUUCAGACUGACUGAUCUACCAAUAACAGUGAGUAGUUAGUCAGGAUGUAAGGGGAUUGGUAGUUCAGACUGACUGAUCUACCAAUAACAGUGAGUAGUUAUUCAGGAUGUAAGGGGAUUGGUAGUUCAGACUGACUGAUCUACCAAUAACAGUGAGUAGUUAUUCAGGGUGUAAGGGGAUUGGUAGUUCAGACUGACUGAUCUACCAAUAACAGUGAGUAGUUAUUCAGGAUGUAAGGGGAUUGGUAGUUCAGACUGACUGAUCUACCAAUAACAGUGAGUAGUUAUUCAGGGUGUAAGGGGAUUGGUAGUUCAGACUGACUGAUCUACCAAUAACAGUGAGUAGUUAUUCAGGAUGUAAGGGGAUUGGUAGUUCAGACUGACUGAUCUACCAAUAACGGUGAGUAGUUAUUCAGGAUGUAAGGGGAUUGGUAGUUCAGACUGACUGAUCUACCAAUAACAGUGAGUAGUUAGUCAGGAUGUAAGGGGAUUGGUAGUUCAGACUGACUGAUCUACCAAUAACAGUGAGUAGUUAGUCAGGGUGUAAGGGGAUUGGUAGUUCAGACUGACUGAUCUACCAAUAACAGUGAGUAGUUAGUCAGGAUGUAAGGGGAUUGGUAGUUCAGACUGACUGAUCUACCAAUAACAGUGAGUAGUUAUUUAGGGUGUAAGGGGAUUGGUAGUUCAGACUGACUGAUCUACCAAUAACAGUGAGUAGUUAGUCAGGAUGUAAGGGGAUUGGUAGUUCAGACUGACUGAUCUACCAAUAACAGUGAGUAGUUAUUUAGGGUGUAAGGGGAUUGGUAGUUCAGACUGACUGAUCUACCAAUAACAGUGAGUAGUUAGUCAGGAUGUAAGGGGAUUGGUAGAUCAGUCUGCAGUCCGUCUGAAACAUGACCGUUGCUUGUCAUUCUGAUUGGUCUGCUAGAGAGGAAGUGCUCUGAACCCAGCUGGUGCUUCCCAAAUGGCACCCUGUUCACUGUAGUGCACGACUUGUGGCCCCUAUGAGCCCUGGUCAAAAGUGGUGCACUAAAUAUGGAAUAGGGUGCCAUUUGGGACACAGGACAAGUGUAAAUCGAGGCGCUCCGUCCACCCAUCCAUCUGUGGUAAUUCUAUCCAUCUAUCUCCAGUCCAUAUUUAAAACCAGAGGACAGUAACUAUGGUGACGACCACACUGCUGUAUUUAACUUGACUCCAUUAUUAUAUGUAAAAAAACGCUGAAUGAGCUCUUCUGUCCACACUACAAGGCUGAGUCACAAAUGGCACCCUAUUCCCUAUAUCGGUAACUACUGUAGUAGUGCAAUAUGCACAGCAGGGGUUCCCAACCUUGUUUUAUUAUUGUUUAUUGAGAUUGUCUUUAUUAAAUACACCAGCUUCAUUUUGUUACAUUUAAGGGACCUAGGAAAAAGUCUAAAGACGUAUUUUAGGUGGGCAAUUUAUUUAUUUUAUUUUGUUUUUUUUAUUUAACCUUUUAUUUAACGAGGCAAU
Salvelinus namaycush (lake trout) is the source of this 2670-nucleotide messenger RNA. RefSeq names its product RAB3A interacting protein (rabin3). NCBI's taxonomy places the organism in Eukaryota, Metazoa, Chordata, Actinopteri, Salmoniformes, Salmonidae. Gene Ontology annotation, biological process: exocytosis. Gene Ontology annotation, molecular function: guanyl-nucleotide exchange factor activity. The record is from RefSeq and is a predicted model, not a curated record. Gene Ontology annotation, cellular component: Golgi to plasma membrane transport vesicle. The transcript is spliced from 8 exons. Bases 103 to 867 code for a protein of 254 amino acids.